Messenger RNA from Amborella trichopoda, 7855 nucleotides. RefSeq names its product neuroblastoma-amplified sequence protein. Gene Ontology annotation, biological process: retrograde vesicle-mediated transport, Golgi to endoplasmic reticulum. Gene Ontology annotation, molecular function: SNARE binding. The record is from RefSeq and is a predicted model, not a curated record. Lineage: Eukaryota; Viridiplantae; Streptophyta; Magnoliopsida; Amborellales; Amborellaceae. Gene Ontology annotation, cellular component: Dsl1/NZR complex.
AAUGAGAACUGUUUGAAGUUCACACCUUAUACAAAACGCCAUUACAAGGCCUUCCAACAACAGUGAAAGUACUUUUCUCAAUUCCCCCUCCCAUUUGAAGCGCCUCGUGCCCCCAAUAAAUCGACUCCCUCUGCAACUAUCCCUCGACUCCCUCUGCAACUAUCCCCCUCUCUCUCUCUCUCUCCAUUCCCUGUCCGCGGAAACUGCGGAGUAUGUUAUCACAGGCAGACUAAAUGUUAUUGCCGGAUAUAGAGUCUCUGUAAACCUAAAUAUAUGCAAUGGGAGAAGAAGGUCUUCGUAGCCCCAGUCGGAUCCUGUAUGAGACCUGCUACCAUGCGAGCUCACCUCCUGCACGAGAUCCCUCUCAUGAACAGCAGGAUGAGAAUUCUAAAAAGGGGAUCUUGUCAUUUCUCCCAUUUCAAGGCAUAAAACAACUCAAAGGGAAGUGGGAUAAUUAUAUGCAACAGAAACCAUUGAAGAAAGAGAAAUUUCUCAUUGUGUCUUCUAAAGGUGUACGCAUUGCUGUAGUUAUCGGGAACAAGAUUACGAUCUUGUGGAAAGAUGAUAAUUACACGGAGCCACAUGGCAUUUUUAUUGGCCCUGAUAGCACUUUAAGACAUGGAGCUUGGGUGGAUGAUUGCUGGAUUCUAGGGGUUAUUGAUGAUCUGCAUAACCUGUUCUUUAUCAAUUCAAAUGCUGAGGUGAUGACAAGGGUUACUGAAAAUCAGCUUAAAAUGCUGGCGCCAAGUGUUGGUCUUUUUCUGCAAGAUACUUCCGAUGAUAAAGGCUCCUCUUUGUGCUCCUUCAACAUUCUGACAUCAGAUGGUAUCCUUCAUCGUGUCGAGGUUGAUCAUGGGCGACAUGCUUUUGUGGCCACUUUGUGUACGUCACAUAGCCAACCUGCAUUAAAGCAAUGCCCAUCAAUUAUAUCAUGCUUGGACUUCCAUCCAGAACUUUCUUUGCUUGUCCUAGUUGGUCCAGCAGCAGCUUCUGGGAAGUUUAGAGGGACUGCAGGGUUACAUUUCCUUUACAUCUGCCAAGUGACGAGCAAAGGAGAUCUGGAACCUGUCAUAUUCUCUACUCAUUUUGAAGGUUUAUUUUCUAUGCCCAAGAGUCAUGGAGGACCAUUUAUAAGUCCAAAAGUGGAAAUUUCACCGCAUGGACGACAUAUAGCUGUGCUAGAUAUGGGAGGAAGCUUGGGUGUUUUCAAUGUGGACCACGAGCUACGUACGCUUUCCCCUAUUACUUUCAUGGAGCCAUUGACACCUGAAGGACAAAAUAUGCAUGAUAUUCUAGAUUUUACCUGGUGGUCGGAACAUGCUCUUAUUAUAGCAAAGAGGACUGGCAUUGUCACAAUACUUGAUAUCCCCCGUGGUGCAAAACUUCUCAAUUGCGAACCAAGGUUUUCCAUGCCUGUCUUUCAACAAGUUAGGGAUUGUGUUGGGCAUGCUUUUCUUCUUGACAGAUAUUUAGCAUCUGACGAGAUACAGCAGAAGAUUUCAUUUGAGACUGGAGAAAAUAGAGCUGUUAAGGAUAUUGUUCAGGUUCUUGAUGACAAGCAUGUUGGUCUGGAUGCAGCUGGAUUAGGGUGGACACUGAUAUCAUUAUCAGAAAGAUCAGUUUCAGAAAUGUACAAAAUACUGCUCAAUAGGCAGCAGUAUACAAUGGCAUUAAAAUUUGCAGCUUGUCAUGGGUUGGAUAAAGAUGACGUCCUUAAAGCACAAUGGAUGCAAUCCGAUCAUGGUUCUGAAGCAAUAAAUGUGUUUCUAUUAAAAAUUGAGGAUCAAAGUUUUUCCCUUUCAGAAUGUAUUCGUGUAAUAGGACCAACCGAAGAUGCUGUUAAUGCUUUACUUUCUCAUGGGCUUCAUAUUACAGAAGAGUAUAAAUUUGAAGAGUCUACAGAUAAUCAAUGCAGGAUGGUUUGGGAUUUCAGGAUGAUUAGGCUUCAGUUAUUGCAGUAUCGAGACAGACUGGAUACAUUUUUGGGGAUAAAUAUGGGCAGGUUUUCUCGUCAGGGGUAUGGCAAAUUUCGCUCACUACCUCUUCAUGAAGUUGCUGUUUCUCUUGCAGAAACUGGAAAGAUUGGUGCCCUGAACCUCUUUUUUAAGCGCCAUGCUUAUUCUCUGGCUCCUUUCAUUUUGGAUAUCUUAGCUGUGAUUCCUGAAACUGUUCCAGUUCAAACCUAUGGUCAGCUCCUACCUGGAAGGUCUCCUCCAAGCAACAUCUCUCUUAGGGACAAAGAUUGGGUUGAGUGUGAAAGAAUGGUAGCGUGUAUCAAAAGCUAUUGCCUGGAAAAGGAUAAUGAAAGUAAUGUCCAAUUUUUCACUGAGCAUAUUAUAAAGCUCCGUGAUGGGUUUGUUUGGCCAUCAGUUUUGAAGCUUUCCGAGUGGUACAGAGAUAGGGCCUUACACAUGGAUUUAGUGAGUGGGCAGUUAGAAAAUAGCCUUACUCUGGUGGAAUUUGCUUGUCACAAGGGUAUUGUGGAGUUGAAAGAGCUCCACAAAGAUAUCUCUUGUCUGUGUGAGGUCGUCUUUUCAGAUGUUUAUUCAGAAGAAAAAAAUCGUGAUAUGAGCCUUAUUGCUUGGCGACAAUUAUCUGACUAUGAAAAAUUCAGGAUGAUGAUCAUGGGAGUUCGAGAGGGUACUUUAGUUACACGAUUACGGGAAAAAGCUAUCCCAUUCAUGCAUAACAGGUCUCGGAUGAAAGUUGAAGUCUUUGAAGAUGAAAUGAGAGACAGUGGAUCAUCUUCCGUGGAUUGUAACCAUUCUGAGUCAUUCAUGGUUUUAUGGUUGAAGGAGAUGGCAUUAGAGAAUCAAUUAGAAGUUUGCUUGAAAGUUAUUGAAGAAGGAUGUAAGGAUUUCCAUGUAAAUGGGAUUUUUACAGAUGAAACAGAAGCUGUAGAUGUAAGUCUAUAUUGCAUAUAUUCAUGCACCCUUACAGAUUGCUGGAAUACAAUGGCAUCUAUCUUAUCGAAACUCCCUCACACAUCUAUACGAGGUAAAUCAUCCUUUUCUGACAAGGAUUUCAGUCCAAGGCAUGGGAUCAGAAGUUUUGGAAGAGUUUUCAGAAAGUCUGAUAGAAGUAGCCAACCUUUGAGCCCAAACACUUCCAAAAAUCUGAAAGGGGAAGGUUAUGUAAGUUCUACCAUUGGAAAUGAUGGAGAACAAUUUGAAAGAAGUGUAGAUACAUCAGUGGAAAACCUAGAGAAAAGAAUUAAAGUUGCUGAAGGCCAUGUAGAAGCUGGCAGGCUUCUGGCUUAUUACCAGGUGGCUAAGCCAAUUCGUUACUUUCUUGAAGCUCAUUCAGAUGCAAAGGGCAUAAAACAGCUUAUUCGACUUAUUCUGUCGAAAUUUGGGCGUCGACAACCAGGUAGAUCCGAUAAUGAUUGGGCAAAUAUGUGGCGUGAUAUGCAGUGCCUCCAGGAGAAGGCAUUUCCAUUUUUGGAUGUUGAGUACAUGCUCACUGAGUUCUGUGGAGGCCUUUUAAAAGCAGGGAAGUUUUCCCUUGCAAGGAACUACCUAAAGGGCACUGGUAGCAAUGCUUUGGCAGCAGAUAAGGCAGAGAAGCUAGUUAUUCAAGCAGCUAGAGAAUACCUUUUCUCGGCAUCGAGUUUUGAUUGUUCAGAAAUAUGGAAGGCCAAGGAGUGCUUAAAUCUCUUUCCAAACAGCAAAACUGUGAAGGCUGAAGCUGAUAUUAUUGAUGCACUUACUAUAAAACUUCCAAAUCUAGGAGUGACUCUGCUGCCUAUGCAGUUUCGGCAGAUCAGGGAUCCUAUGGAGAUUAUUAGAAUGGUAAUUACAAGUCAAAGUGGGGCCUAUCUCAAUGUGGAUGAACUCAUAGAAAUUGCCAAGCUCUUUGGUUUAAAUUCUUCAGAUGAUAUAGCAGCAGUAGAAGAAGCUGUGUCAAGAGAGGCUGCAGUUGCAGGUGAUCUUCAGCUGGCUUUUGAUCUUUGUCUUGCUUUGGCAAGAAAAGGAUAUGGUUCUGUGUGGGAUUUGUGUGCUGCAAUUGGAAGGGGGCUUGCUAUUGAUGACGUGGAUAUAAAAUCUCGAAAGGAGCUCCUAGGUUUUGCAUUGUGCCAUUGUGAUGAUGAAUCAGUUGGGGAAAUUCUGCAUGCAUGGAAAGAAUUAGACAUGCAGAGUCAAAGUGAGAAAUUAGUAAUGUUGUCAGGGACUGAACCCGCUAACUUUUCUGUUCCAGGCUCGUCAUUAAUGUCCUUUCCUUUCCAGAAUAUCCAAGGUAAUAUUGAGCCCAGAGAUUUAUCUGAACUGGUUGCCAGGAGUGAUUCCCAUGCUGAUAUUAUGCAGUUUCUAGACAAAAUCAGAGGCUUACUCUCCGCUGUUGCAAAAACUGCUUCAUGUGAAAGUGAGUGUUCUUGGGACUCAAUAGUGAAAGAAAAUGGAAAGAUUCUUAGCUUCGCUGCUUUGCAACUACCUUGGUUGCUUGAGUUGUGUGGGAGUAAAAUAAACAUUAUGGAGAGAGCGGAUAAUGGAAGAAUGAAUCUUGAUGGAAACCAAAACCGAAAUGUAAGAAUGCAAGCCCUGGCAACCAUCAUGUGCUGGCUGGCGAACAAUGAUGUUGCUCUGAGUGAUCAUCUGAUCACUUCUUAUGCAAAAGAAGUAAUACUAGCACCUAACACUGGAGAAAAUGAUAUUCUUGGGUGUUCGUAUUUGUUAAAUCUCUUGGAUGCCUUCCGUGGAGUGGCGGUUAUAGAAGAGCAACUGCAUAUAAGAAACGGGUAUCAAGAAGUUUCCAGCAUCAUGAACAUGGGGAUGACAUAUAGUUCCUUGCACAAUUUUGGCUUUGAAUGUGGGGACCCUGAACAGAGAAGACAGCUACUUAUCAAUAAAUUCCUAGAGAAGCAGAUGUCUUUCAAUUCAGAUAUGCUGGAUGGGAUCGAUAAUGCCCAAUCUACAUUUUGGAGAGAGUGGAAAUCAAAAUUAGAAGAGCAGAAGAGAUUAGCUGAUCGGUCAAAAGCUUUGGAAGAAGCAAUACCAGGAGUUGAAACUACACGCUUCUUAUCUGGAGACAUGAACUACAUUCAGAGCAUUGUUUACUCCUUUGUUGAAUCCGUGAGGCAAGAAAAGAAACCGGUUUUAAAAAAAGCCAUUAAGAUUGCUGCUGAGUAUGGCCUCAAGCAGAAUGAGGUGCUUCUUACGUAUCUUGGUUCUGCUCUCGUGUCUGAGGUUUGGUCAAAUGAUGAUAUUGCUGCUGAAAUUUCAGAUUACCAGAAUGAACUGCUCAAGGAUCCAGAGGGAGUUAUUAGAAUGAUAUCUACAAGUGUAUACCCUCUGAUUGAUGGGAUAAACAAGCUACGCCUUGCCUACCUUUACAGUAUUCUCUCUGACUGCCAUCUUCAGCUGAAUAAGACUGCAGGCCUACAAUAUUUGCAGAAAUGUGGAAUGGAGUUAUAUCAAUUUUGCAAGGUCCUUGAACAAGAAUGCCAAAGGGUUUCCUUCAUCGAAAAUUUGAACUUUAAGAAUAUAGCUGGAUUGGAUAACCUAGUUUAUGACCAUUUCAAUGAACAAGUUCUUAGUCAUGUUUCUCAAACAAAUGUGGAGGCUCUGGCAAAAAUGGUUCAGAACCUUGUUGGUAUUCAUGAACACCUUUCAGAAACCAAGGGUCUUAUCACAUGGAAGGCAGUUUACAAGCAGUACAUUAUGAGUCUGUUGAAAGGACAUUCAGACAUAGAUAAUGGAGUGGUAGAUGAUCAUCCCUUUAACAGUGAUGAUUUUAGGGUUACUAUUGGUGAGCUUGAGAGCAAGUAUGACUCUUGCAGGGUUUAUUUAGAAGGGAUUUCAGAAGGAGAUUUGUUAGAAAUCAUGACAAGGUUCUAUGAGUUGAGCCUUCCUCCUAACCCUGGGAUGUUAUCAACUGAAUCGACUGGACUGGAAUGUCUCAUUUUGCUACUGACUUUGUGGGUUCGUUUGGCAGAUGACAUAUUGGAGAUUGCAUCUCAUAAUGAAUUGGAAAGAGAUUGCAUAUUAUUUUGCUUGGCAACUUUGUCAGAAUGUUUGAAGUCUUUUAGUGGUUUGGUUAUAGAGGGUAGAAUUUCAGCUCACCGUGGGUGGGAAACUGUUUCCCUGUUUGAUAAAACUGGUCUUUUGAGUGCUUUGACAACUGACCGAUUCGGUUAUUGCAGAGCCAUGGUUUAUGCUGGCUGUGAGUUCUCAACCAUCUUCAAAGUAUUUUUUGAAGUACUCCCUUGUGCUCCAACCUCCUCAUUCAUGUAUGAAUCUAAUCUUCAGGGUUUUGAGCUUCAUGAUUUUUAUUUAAAUGUCAUGGAAUCAAUUUUCUCUGAAUUAGGGAGCAGUGAAGUUUCCCAAACACGGUUGGCUAAUCUGUUAUCUUCUCUUAGCAAGAUGGAAGACACUGGUGUAAGUGAUUGUGUCGUGAAUUUACAGAAGGUGAGAUCGAUGGUGUGGGAAAGGCUGAAUUCUUUUGCUGAGAAUAUGCAGCUGCCAAGUCAAACACGUGUAUAUGCUUUGGAGCUCUUGCAAUGUAUCACUGGAAGACAUGUUGUACGAUCCAAGUUUCAACCAUGGGAAGGGUGGGAUGAAACAUUAUUCUCAGAAGGCAUCGAUAUUUCUGAGCAACGUAAAGAAGGUGGUGUGCCAAGCAGGUUAAGAACUUCUUUGGUUGCCCUCAAAUCAACUGAUCUAACUUCAGCUGCCUGGCCUGGUGUAGAAAUAACCCCAGAUGAUCUCAUGACAACGGAUUCAGCUUUCUCCAUUUUCAUGCGCCUCUCUACCAGUUCAGCCUUGUCAUCACAUAUGAACACUUUGCAAGCUCUUCUUGAAGAGUGGGAAGGGCUCUUUACACCUAUGGAUUUGCCUUGUUCAAGUAUAGAUGUAAAGGAUAGUGCAAUAUCCACCGAUUCCCAUGAUGGGUGGAAUGGGGAUGAGUGGGAUGAAGGGUGGGACACUUUCCAUGAUGAGCCAUUGGAGAGACUAGGCCAAAGGGUACCAUCAGUUUGUGUCAAUCCUCUUCAUGCUUGCUGGUUUGUCAUCCUUGAGAAGCUCUCUGUGCAGUCUCAGUUUUCAGAGGCAAUGAAAUUGCUCGAUCAUUCAGUGUGCAAGCAAAAAGGUAUAUUGAUAGCUGAGGAUGAGGCCCAUAAAUUAAGCCAGUUUUUACUGGGCAUCAGUUGUGUCGUAGCCAUCAAGAUUAUGCUGCUACUUCCCUAUGAAACCAUUUGGUACCAGUGCUUAACUGUGCUUGAGGCCAAGCUCAAAGAUGGCAGUGUCUUGCUUGACAACUUAAGCAGGGACUACGAGCUAUUAACAAUUAUGCUCACAUCAGGAAUCCUUUCGGUUGUAGCUCUUGAUUUGACUUAUGGCACCACUUUUUCGUGCAUGUGUUACUUGACCGGGAGUCUCUCGCGUAUUUAUCAAGAGGGUCAGUUAUCUAUGUUAAAGAAUAAGAGGACUGAAGAGCAUUCCUGCCUCCUUUUCUGUGGGCUACUCUUCCCUUGUUUCAUUGCGGAGCUUGUUAGAGCCAAGCAAUAUUUAGUAGCCGGAGCAUUUGUGCUGCAAUUUAUGCAUGUGCACCCUUCUCUUUGUCUUGUCAAUGUUGCAGAGGCCAGCCUUUGUAAGUAUUUGGAAGGACAGAUUCAAACCCAAGAGAACAAUUCAUCUAAACUUGACGAUUUGUGCUCGUCGAACACUAUAGGGAACACGGUUUCCACAUUAAGGGGUAAACUCAAGGGCCUGCUUCGAGAUGCUUUAUCUUCUCUUUCUGCUGAUAUGAAAUGAAAGAGAGUAUAUAUUUCCUGUUUUACUUGCUAUUCCUUUAUAUUUUGUCUCAUCUCUUUUGUCAUUGAUUUCACUUGAGUGUCCUAAAAAUUUGUUGGUUAUUCUUC